Molecule: messenger RNA, 1224 nt
Organism: Macrosiphum euphorbiae (potato aphid)
Lineage: Eukaryota; Metazoa; Arthropoda; Insecta; Hemiptera; Aphididae
Source: the annotation of a GenBank genome assembly
AUGAUGCCUCGAUUUGCACAACCCACUCUUUCAAUAAAUUCUUCUAGUUCACAGUCCGAAGAAACUGUCGAAGAACCAGUGUCAGAAUUGGACUCAGAAAUGGCUAAUCAAAUUAAUAUGAAAUGUAAAAACAUGCUUAUUGAAUAUGAGCAAAUGCAAAAUGUUGAUGAUAUAAUUUAUUCAUUGUCGGAAGAUGAAACUUCGGUGAUCGGCACAAGGCAUGAAGAGUUUGUGAAAUCAAUGGCACUUAUAACUUUAGAUAGUAUUCCAAUUACCCGAACAACAGUGGCAGGAAACAUUUUUGCAGAACUUUUAUCUAAAAAAAUUCUUUCUAUGGAAGCCAUAACUCGAGGAAUCGAUGCUGUCCUUAAAUAUUGGAAUGAUUAUCUGAUUGAUUACCCUCAAUUUUUCUCCUAUAUUGCUGCAAUUAUUGCUCCAUUAUUACUAUCACAGAAUGCUUUCUUUGAUUUCAACAAUUUAAAGGAUUGUUGUGCAUCAAUACGACCAGACAAUUCUACUAAAUUUUUCAUAGAAGUAUUAAAUAAAAUUCUUAGUUCCAAGGAAACACAGAACAUUAAAGAACAACUAGGUGGUAUAUUAUGGAUUUACAAUAAGUGGCUGGCGUCGGAAUAUGUUCCUCUUGACAUAUUUAUGCCUUAUAACCAAAUAAAUAAAUAUUUUGAAAAUGAUAGGAUUGGAGUAUUCCUUUUAUCUAUAGCUAUGUAUGAUAAAUUGAAGAUGACUGGUAGGAAACUAAUACAUGAUAAAUUGCAUAGUUGGAUAAGUACCAAUAUCAGUGUUGAAAUAAUAAAAUGCCCUCAGUUUGUGCGAGCAUUAACUAUAGCUAUUAUCAUUGAAUGUUUGAAUUCAAAUAGUUCAUAUGAGGAUUUUUUUGUUCAUGGUCAUGUGAAAUUGUUAACGUAUUAUAUUCGUUCUGAACCACUUCUAGGACCUGAAAUUCUGGCAAGAGAAGUGCAAUGUCUGUAUGGAAUUCAAAUUAUGUCUGCUGCACUUGAAUAUCCUGAAGGAAUGGUAUUAAGACUGUUCCAUAAGCUCUAUCAAGAUAGUAUUAUAAGUAAAGAAUCUUUUGAAAUUUGGAAAAAAGAUGAUAAAUUCAAUGCUGGAUUUGAUGAAGAUUUAGAAACAAAAAAUUUGGCUGUUUUAAAUUCAUUCUUCCUUCCACUUGAACUAAACAAUUCUGAUGAAGAUGAUACAUAUGAGUAG